CUGAGGCAGCGUCCCGGGACCGGAGAUCAGCCACUUGCACCAUGAAGGCAAUGGGCAUCUUGCUGCUGCUGAGCCUAGCUCUUUUCUGCUUCUCCGCACGUGUUGCCUGCAAAGACAAGGACAAGGACAAGGGCUCAGGUGGGCUGCGAUGCCCAUUGCGCCAGAGAGAAGGAGGCUCUGCCGUCACGGCCGUUGCGGCAGAAACGGUAGAGCGAGCGGGUGAACAUCUUGUUAGAGCCGAGGAAGGGAAGAAAGGGGAAGAAAGGGAUCCUAAAGGGCAUCUACCGUUGCCGUUGCAGCCUGACUGCAGCGAGUUCAAGGACUCGGGCACCUUCUGCACGCGGGAGUCCAACCCCCACUGCGGCGACGACGGCAUGACCUACGGCAACUUGUGCGCCUUCUGCAAGGCCGUCGAGAAAAGUGGGGGGAAGCUUCGACUGUACCACAUGGGGAAAUGCUGAGUCCCCGGCCGUGCCAAGCAUCAGUCCGCUUUCCCUCGCCAUCCCCAGGGCCCAGAUCCCUGCUCAUCUCAGCCUCGCUCUGGGGGCGACGUUGUCUCCAAUCUGCUUGCUCAAUAAAGAAAACUCG
Alligator sinensis (Chinese alligator) is the source of this 588-nucleotide messenger RNA. Its product is annotated as serine protease inhibitor Kazal-type 6-like. The transcript has 4 exons. Gene Ontology annotation, molecular function: protein binding. The record is from RefSeq and is a predicted model, not a curated record. Bases 42 to 461 code for a protein of 139 amino acids. Lineage: Eukaryota; Metazoa; Chordata; Crocodylia; Alligatoridae.